This is a messenger RNA of Cydia splendana, 2936 nucleotides long. It is a transcript of the gene Sec10, whose product is annotated as exocyst complex component 5. The record is from RefSeq and is a predicted model, not a curated record. The transcript is spliced from 15 exons. Gene Ontology annotation, biological process: Golgi to plasma membrane transport; exocytosis. Gene Ontology annotation, cellular component: cytoplasm; exocyst. Lineage: Eukaryota; Metazoa; Arthropoda; Insecta; Lepidoptera; Tortricidae. Bases 114 to 2288 code for a protein of 724 amino acids.
AUAUUGAAUAGGUCACCGUAUGCCUCCCACCGAGGAAUGUAAUAAAUAUUUUUCGUUUUUCCUAAACGUUUUAUAGGUUUUGUAUGUGAUUUUAUUAAACAUUACCAUUCAAGAUGAUGAACCAGUAUAUAAAAGAGUUAGAACAAGAGCCAUUUGAUCCAGACGAGUUUGUAGAAAGAAUGGUGAGACGGAGCAUGCAGGAGUCGAGACUCAAGGAUGACGAAUUUGACCCAGAAAUGAUACAUGAUAUAUUCACUCAGGCAAUACAGGAUUUAAAGGUGCUGCAAGAAAGGCAAGAGAGGAAGUGCGCAAGAUUAGAACAGUCCGUGCAGGAGGAGGAGAAAUUAUACGGAGCCAAACUAGCGGAGAUCAUGGAACAGCACACUCACUGCGUGAACGUGUUUAGUUCCCUCGACGAGCGCAUGUCCCGCUGCGGCGGGCGAGCGCUGGACGUGGGCGAGAAGCUCGGCGCCGCCCGGGCGCCGCGCGCCCGCGCCGCCGCCGCCCGGGACUUGCUGGCCCAUCUAGCACACUUCCUCAGCCCUGGACCGGUGCAUACUGAACUAUUUAACGACCCAAGCAAGCUAAACGAUGCAGCCGACGUCAUCCAAAAGCUCCACACCAUCGCCCAGGAAUUACCCCCCGACAAAUUCGAAGUGGCCAAGAAGAAAAUCGAAGCCAAAUACGACGAGAUCGAACGCAACCUCAUAGAGGAGUUCGUGAAAGCGCAGAACCAAGGCGACAUGGCUAAGAUGAAAGAUAUCGCUAAUAUAAUGACCAACUUUAAAGGUUAUUCGCAGUGUGUUGACGCUUUUAUAGAGACCAGUCAAAUGAACACCCUGAUGGGUAAGGAUAUCUUCUCUUCUGUCCUACCUCUCUGCAAGAAAAACUACAAUAUCAUCAGCGUGGUAUUCUCCAACCCGGAGCAGGUGAUGAGCAAGUUCGUGCUGAACAUCUUCCACUUGAAGCUGCAGAAGUACAUUCAGACCAAGCUCGCUGAUAAGAACGACGUCGAGAAAUACCUGAGGAAUCUUUAUGAUAUGUAUACAAGCACCCAACGAGCUUGCGACGACUUAGUAUCAGCUGGUUUCAUAUCCGACUCGGGCAGCAACUCCCCCGGCUCUCUCCGGCGCUCGGCGCUGGUGAACGGCGCGCUAGCGGGCGCCGCCGACGGAUACGCCGCGCUCGAGGGUCGCCGCCUCCGCGCGCUGCUCGCCAGCCUGCUGCACGCUUACUACAGCGACAAGGGGCAUGUGAAGCGGCAGAUACAGGGCACGGGAUUCCAGGAACUUCGUCGCGAUUUGCAAGCCGUGAUCGGGACUCGAGCGAACAUCAACAUCGCUCAGAUCGAGAACUACGGCGGCGAGACGUUCCUGAGCGAGUCGCUCGUCGGCAGGAUGCUGAGCGAAGCGAAGACGUCCUUCACUAGGUGCAAGACUCUAUGCACUCCCAGCGAGCUGCCAGGCACCACGACCGCUCUCUUGGACGUGAUUAUCCAAUACUUGUUGGUCGAGCACGUCGACUAUGCGCUAGACCUCGGCCUGCAGUCCAUACCCAUCGCCGAGAGCAAGUCUCCGCCACAGAUUUACUUCUUUGACACGGUAAAGGAAUGUAACAAGAUUGUAAAAAUGUUUGAAGAACAUUUUCAAGAAUCCGUGCUGCCUUGUAUGAGCUCCACAGCUAAACAGACCGAAUGUGUGAACAAGAAGACCACUAUAAUGGAGCAGUUGGAAGCCAAGCUGGACGCGGGGCUCGAGCGAGCUAUAUCGGCCAUCGUUGGCUGGGUGAAGUUGCAUCUACAGACCGAACAGAAGAAGUCAGACUUUAAGCCUGAAGGCGACGUGGAUACACUGGCGUCGCCUGCAUGUCAAUCCGUGGUGUCCUACCUAAACAACGUAAUGGAGAAGAUCCACUCCGGCCUGGAGGGCGACAAUCUGCAAGCCGUGACCUUGGAGCUGGCCAUCCGUCUCCACAGGGUCAUUUACGAGCAUCUGCAGAACUUCCAAUUCAAUUUCGCAGGGGCCAUGGUAGCGAUCUGCGACGUGAAAGAAUACCGUUCGGCGGCGUGCGGGCGAGGCGCGUGCGCCGCGCCGCCGCCCGCGCACGCGCUGUUCGACGCGCUGCACGCGCUCUGCAACCUGCUGCUCGCCAAGCCCGAGAACCUGCACCAGGUGUGCGAGGGGGAGACUCUCGCGGAGUUAGACCACUCGAUCCUGCUGAACUUCAUCCAGCUGCGGUCGGACUACAAGAGCCACAAGCUCUCGAGCUUCCUCAAGGGACUGUCGUAACUUAGUUCAAGCUAGUAGGGUAAGAUCGGGAAACGUAGCCUCAUUUUACAGAGCUACGUUCUUUGUUGAAACUUUUAGCCCUUUGUAAUGUGUGGUCCCGCCUUUAGUAUUAUCGGGUUCUUUAGUAUAUUUACAUUAAUUUUAAUUAUGUGUACAUUUAAUGUAUGUAAUAUUUUUCUACCCAAUACUGGAGACGUGUUCCUUUUUUUUUAUUUCAGUUUAUCUUGGCACAUGUACAGAGUAUAAUGUAUAAAAUUAGACAUUUUAUCGAAACCACUCACUCGUUUAUUAAAGUCAGAAGUGGAUAAGCAUGAUUUUAAAUGUUACCUAAGUUAAUAGGAAGUAUUAGAUAAAAUUAUAUUAUAGUUUUUAUUAUAACCUAUAACUAAAUAAUAACGACUGUUAAAUCUUUAUACUAAGUAGCCCCUUAAUAUUGUUGUAGAUGGCGCUACUGGAAAAGGUUACAAUCAUAGAAAUAAGAGCGCAACGCCAUCUUUUGACUUCUAAGAGCCUUUUAAUGAAAGAGGAACCCUUAUUUUUUACCAUGUCGAUAGCAUACAAGCUACGAGCUUACGAUUCCCUUGAUUGUAUAAGCAGUUACCGUUGCUCAUGUACGGAGAAAACCCAAUGAUAUAACAUAUAACCUAU